This is a messenger RNA of Pseudocercospora fijiensis CIRAD86, 258 nucleotides long. RefSeq lists its product as uncharacterized. The record is from RefSeq and is a predicted model, not a curated record. The coding region runs from base 1 to 258 and encodes 85 amino acids. The transcript is spliced from 4 exons. NCBI's taxonomy places the organism in Eukaryota, Fungi, Ascomycota, Dothideomycetes, Mycosphaerellales, Mycosphaerellaceae.
AUGAAUCCCGCAAUCUUCGGAAGUCCUUCGCGUAGUGAGCAAGCUGGUGACAAUGUCCAGAUCGCAGCGACAACAGAUGAGAUUAUUAUUAUUGAGAAUGCUGGCUGCGUGAGAUGUUGCAGGAGGCAGCCUGCAAGCGCGGGAAUAUGGGUGUCUGUACAUAUAUCAGCAACUCGCGCUAAUUGGCUUGACCCACUUUUACCCCGGUCCUACCCCCCACUUCGAGUUGCUAGCAACUCCCCUAAUGAAAUUGGUUGA